Messenger RNA from Eimeria necatrix, 4602 nucleotides. RefSeq lists its product as hypothetical. The record is from RefSeq and is a predicted model, not a curated record. The transcript has 4 exons. The coding region runs from base 1 to 4602 and encodes 1533 amino acids. NCBI's taxonomy places the organism in Eukaryota, Apicomplexa, Conoidasida, Eucoccidiorida, Eimeriidae.
AUGGCAGACGCAGGUGCUGCAGCUCCCGCUUCUGCGCGGGCUGAACAGCAGCAGCAGCAGCAGCAAGAGCAGCAGCAGGGCCACUCUGUCUCCAGCUCAAGCAGCCCUUGCGUCUCAGCGGAGAAGAAUGCCUCUGCAGACAACACCGAGGGGCCACUCCGCUGCGCCUCAGCUUCAGCAGCAAGUAAAAAUGAGGGCAAGAGCAGAUCCUGCGCUGCUGCUGCUGCUGCUGAGGCGUUCGUGGCUCGCCUCGCCGAAGUGUACACAGUAGACGAGUCCGCGUCAGCAGCAGACGCAGCAGCAGCAGCAGCAGCAGACACAGCAGCAGCAGCAGCAGGCACAGCAGCAGCAGCAACAGGCGCACGGACACCCCGCGCCUCCGCCUGCGUCGCCUGGGAGCUGCAGCAGCUGCCGCAGCAGGGCGAGUUGAUAGUUAACGUUCUUGUGCGUCUGGAGCAGCUGCUGAAGCACAAGGGGGAGGCCACUCAAAUCUUAAAGGCUCUGGUGGCGGAGCAGAGAGAUGAGCUGACGAAGGCUGCUUCGGUUUUGGGCCAUUUGCUGCUGCCUUUGUCAAUUCUGGAGCAGCAGCAGCGGCAGCAGCAGCUGCAGCAGGAGCAGCAGCAGCUGCUGCGGCUGCAGCAGCUCGAAGCCGCCGUUACUGCUGCUGCUAGUUGCUCCUUUGCGGCUGCUGACUUGCCGCUGCAGGCAGCUCUUCUCAUGGAAGCUGCUGCUCUAAGCAUCUCUACGAAGACAAGCAGCACAAAUGUAACAAAUGCAACAAAUGCAACAAAUAUAACAAAUGCAAUAACUGCAACAAAUGCAACAAAUAUAACAAAUAAUAUAAUUGAUGCAAAAGGAGUGAACGGCGCAAGCCCAGAAGUGGAUCCAAAGGCGCAGCAGAAGAUACAGCUGUAUGCAAAAAGAGCAGCAGCAAAGGCGCAGCAGAUGACCAACAGACUUAAAUCCGAACUCAGCUGCGUGCUGCAGUUGGCGGCGCGUUCACUGCCGCCCCCCUCUUGCAGCUGCUGCUGGAAAAGGCCUGCAAAACCUGCUGCUGCUGCUGCUGCUGCUGCUGCUGCUGCUUCAGGCAGUAGCGAGGACACAUGGGGGCUGUAUUACUCUGCGGUUAGCGCCUUUUCUCUGCUGCCCCCCUCGUCCUCCGUGGGCGCUGCUGUUGCUGCAGCAAUAGCAGCAGCAGCUGCUGCUGCAGCACGUCAGGUGCUGUUUGCGUACGUGCCUGCUGAUGCUGCCGCCUUCUCAGAGGCAGAGGCUGAGAGCCUUGAGGUGCGCCAGCAGCUGCGGAGCAGACUGCUGCUGCUGCCGGACGCUGCUGCUGGUCCGGGGACAGCAGCAGCAGCAGCAGCUGCUGCUGCUGCAGGCGCAGCAGCAGCAGCAGCAGAUGUCUUGGGCCUCCCGUCUGCCGCUUCUCUCGCUACUUCUGUUGCAGCAGCCGAUGGCGCUGCUUGUCUUAUUAGGCUGAUGGGCUUGCUGUUUGACUUUCUCGUCGGCGCUGCUGCUCUUAUUAGGUGGCACGCAGCAGAGGCUCUCUGGGUACUGGACGAAUGGUCACAGCAGCAGCAGCAGGCACAGCAGCAGCAGCUCAUGCUGCUGCAGCAGGAGCAGCUGCAUCAGGAGCAGCUUCAGAAGCAUCGGCAAGCGCAACGCGAGGAAGAUGGUGCUGCUGCUGGCAGCAGCAAAACAGACUUCGACAUUGCAGCAGCAGCUGCAGCAGCAGCGGCAGCUGAAUCGACAGGUGGCAGCAACAGCAACAGCCCAAGCGCAAUGGAAUUGGCAGCAAGAGCGCGGCAGAGGCUACGAGGUCUCCCGUCUGGUCUGCGACUGGGUUUAUUUUUGCUGCAAGUGCGGCGGCUGCUGCUGCAGCAGCGGCGCAGCUUGUGGGAGCAGCUGCAGCAGCAGAUAGCUGAGGUGGCUGCUGUGGUGCCCAUCGCUGUAGAUGACUCUGCUGCACUUUCUGAUUUUAUAUCUUUUGCUACAGCACUGAGAGCCUUUACUGCAGCGGGAGAGGCGUUCGUUGCUGCUGCUAACCCAGAGGCUGACAAAUUGUUGCAGGCAGCAGCAACAGCUGCAGCAACAGCAACAACCCUAGCAACAGCAGCAACAGGCGCAGCAGCGGCAGGCCUCAGUGAUGGGCUCUUGGAUUUGCAAACACUUGCAGAUGCGACAGCAGCAGCUGUAGCAGCGGACGCAGCAGCAGCAGCAGCAGCACUAACAGCAGCUGCUGCAGCUGCAGCUGAUCCUGGCGCGGUGGACUCGUGCAGAGGUACCGCCAACUCCAGCAGUACCACCAAAAGCAGCAGCAGAAACAGCAGCGGCAGCAGUAGCUGCAGCAGCAGCAGCAGGUUGCAUGAGCUGCUGCUGCUGCGAGUUGAAGCUGCGCUGUCUCACCUGGAGACAGAAACCAUUGCUGUUCUGCUGCAACAAAUCAGGAAAGAGAGCUGGGAUCGACUCCCGGUGAGACACAGGCAGCCCGUGCUGCUGCUUUCCUUUCACAGCAGCAGCAGCAGCAGCGGCAGCAUCUCUUGGCCGCUGCCGUCGGCUGCACUAGAGGACUCGUGCUUCGCCACAGCGCCUCCGCUUCCCACCAGCGACGCCGACGGGAAUGCCUCCAGUUUAAAUGCAGCAAACGGAAAUAAAGGAAGACAACUAAAUAAAAGCUCAAAGAGGUGUCAAAGGUGCGGGCAGCAGCUGGUGGCGGCCAACGCACAAAACCCAUUUGCCACGUGGCAGCCAGGCAAGCCCUUUGCUGCAGCAGCAGCAAUGGAUCCUGCUCGGGCCCUGCAGCAGCAACAGCAGCAGCAGCGCUCGUUAGCUGCUGCAGAGCUAGCUGCGAUAGAUUUGGAGCUGCGAGCAGCAGCAGCAAGCUCAGUGAGGUGUACAGGCAGCUCUCCGGUGGUCGUUGCUGCUGCCGCUGCAGUAGCGAGGAAACUUGAGGUGUAUUGGCAGCUUGCUGCCGCAGCGCCAGGGGCAGCAGCAGCCACAGUAGCAGCGAUGCUGCGGUUGCUGCGGCUGUACAUUGCUGCUGCUGCUGCUGCUGCCCUCCCAGGGGAGUUGAGCUCGCUGCUGGCUGAGCCUUGCUCAGCCGCUUUGUGUCUAAGUACCGAAAAAAGCAAAAUGGAAAAAAUUAAAACUGAAAAGAGCAAGAAGGACAGGAGGAUGUGCGCCUUCGUUGCAGCAGCAGAGGACGCCCAGCUGCUGAAGCUGCUGCUGCCGCACCUCGCGUUGUUGCUGCAGCAGACAAACGAGCACCUCAAACCCUUAAAGCACAGGCUGACAUUUCAAUUCAGCAGCAGCAGCAGCAGCGGUGAAGGGCUGGACAGCAGCAGCUCCUCUCUAUCGCUGACGAGCAGCACGCGGCUGCCUCACUCUCAGCAGCAGCAGUUGCUGCUGCUACAGCUGGUGCCGCCCAUGCAGCAGCAGCAUAGCCCGGGGUCCCUAUGGGGCCUCACGCACAAAGUUUCUGCUGUGGAGUCAGCUCAGCAGCUGCUACAGGCUCUACACACCCAGUUAAUUAUGCAUGGCCUGCAGCAGGAGCAGCAGAAACAGCAGCAGCAGCAUGGGCGACAAAGCUCCCAGCAGCAGCAGCAGCAGGAGCAGCAGCAGCAACACCAGGUUGGUGCUGGUUGCAAUACGGGCUUGUUAUCAUCUUUGUCCUUUGAAGAGCAGCAGCAAAUAAUAAACACAAUAAAAGAUACGGAGAUGGCGGUUAGCGAGUUGCGGGCUCUAGUGUAUAGACACCUCGCGUCUCUCCUGUGCAACAGCAGCGCCUUCAUGGACGCAGUUGCUGCUGCUGCCAAAGAAACAGCAGCAGCAGACUGGGGGCCUCCGGCUGUAGCAGGAGGAGUAGCAGCAGCAGUGCCUGCUGCCUUUGCUGCGGCCGCGCAGCAGCAGCAGCGGCAGCUGCGGGACCUGUACUGGAAGCUGCGCUGCGCUGGCGGCGGCAGCAUCCCGCAGCAGCAACAGCAGCAGCUGUGGGCUAGCAUAGUGAGUCAAUGCGUGGCAGAUGCAGCAGCAGCAUUCGCCGCUGCACCCUUGCCUGUAGAUACACUCGACAACUGCUUCUGUGCUGCUCCGCUGGUGGCUCUUGCCGAGUCUCUCAAAGACAUUAUUAGAGAAGCAAGCGCGCAGCACGCCAGAGCAGCAGCAGCAGCAGCUGCUGCUGCUGCAGGAGAAGGAACAGCAGCAGCAACCGCAGAAGCGCCUGCCGCUGGGCGCCCGUCGGAGCACGGGCUGCACGCAUACCCCGCGAACCCAGCUAGGACUGACUCAGCAGCAGCAGCAGCAGCAGCAGCAGCAGCAGCAGCGGAUCCUCUGUCGCUGGAGGCUGCAGCUUUCGACUCUCUGGUUGACAUAUGCUCGCGGCCAGCGCAGGAGCAGCUGCGGUGGUGCCACGAGCAGCGGGAGAGGCGCAGCGCCUUCUUUCAGCAAAGGCAAAUGAACUGCAGCGAAGUAUUCAACAAUAUGAAAAGCAAUCUAAGAAGCAGCAGCGCGAGCGGCGGCUCGGGGCAGCUGCUGCUUGCCCAGCAGAUCCAGCGGCAGCUGCUGCAGCGGCUGCAGCAGCUGCAGCAGCUGACGGACAGAUGA